AUGUCGCCCACGGCAAUGUCGCUGACGACGACGACGACGAGCCACCUGCCCGUCUGCAAGGCGCAGGACGUCGCCAAGCAAGCGCCGCAGAGACGGGCCUCUCCCGCCAAGAUCACGCCCCCGUCGCCGGACGCUGCCGGGCUCCUCGGCAGGCGGGGGCUGCUCCAGUCCGCCGGCCUGGGGCUGGGGCUCGGGCUCGCCGUGGCAAGGCCGGCACGGGCUGAUCAACCGCCGGUGCUGGCGCCGGAGGAGCUGACGUCGAGCCGGAUGUCCUACUCCAGGUUCCUGGAGUACCUCAACGCCGGCGCGGUCAAGAAGGUGGACCUGUUCCAGAACGGCACGGUGGCCGUGGCCGAGGUGGACGAGCCGGCGCUGGCGAGGGCGCACCGCGUCAAGGUGCAGCUCCCGGGGCUCCCCGCCGAGCUGGUCCGGAAGAUGCGUGAGAAGGGCGUCGACCUCGCGGCCCAGCCGGCGGAGCCCAACGUCGGGCUGGACGUCCUCGGCCUCCUGCUUAACCUCGGCUUCCCGCUCCUCUUCCUCGCCUCGCUCUUCCUGCGGUCGUCGGGCGGCAUGAACGCGCCCGGCGGCGGGCCGGGCCUGCCCUUCGGGCUCGGCCGGUCCAAGGCCAAGUUCCAGAUGGAGCCCAACACGGGCGUCACGUUCGACGACAUCGCCGGCGUGGACGAGGCGAAGCAGGACUUCCAGGAGAUCGUGCAGUUCCUCAAGUUCCCGGACAAGUUCACGGCGGUGGGGGCGAGGAUCCCCAAGGGGGUGCUGCUGGUCGGCCCGCCGGGAACGGGGAAGACGCUACUGGCCAAGGCGAUCGCGGGCGAGGCCGGCGUGCCGUUCUUCUCGCUGUCCGGGUCGGAGUUCAUCGAGAUGUUCGUGGGCGUGGGCGCGUCGCGGGUGCGGGACCUGUUCAACAAGGCCAAGGACAACGCGCCGUGCCUGGUGUUCAUCGACGAGAUCGACGCCGUCGGCCGGCAGCGCGGCACGGGCAUCGGCGGGGGCAACGACGAGCGCGAGCAGACGCUGAACCAGCUGCUCACCGAGAUGGACGGCUUCCGCGGCGACAGCGGCGUCAUCGUCAUCGCCGCCACGAACCGGCCGGAGAUCCUCGACGCGGCGCUGCUCCGCCCGGGCCGCUUCGACCGGCAGGUGUCCGUGGGGCUGCCGGACGUGCGCGGCCGCGAGGAGAUCCUCAGGGUGCACAGCGCCAACAAGAAGCUGGACCCCGGCGUGUCCCUCGGCGUGGUGGCCAUGCGCACGCCCGGGUUCAGCGGCGCCGACCUCGCCAACCUCAUGAACGAGGCCGCCAUCCUCGCCGGCCGCCGCGGCAAGGACCGCGUCUCCGUCAAGGAGAUCGACGACUCCAUCGACCGCAUCGUCGCCGGCCUGGAGGGCGCCAGCAUGAUCGACGGCAAGAGCAAGAUGCUCGUCGCCUACCACGAGAUCGGCCACGCCGUCUGCGCGACGCUGACGCCGGGGCACGACGAGGUGCAGAAGGUGACGCUGAUCCCGCGGGGGCAGGCGCGGGGCCUGACGUGGUUCCUGCCGGGCGACGACCCGACGCUGGUGUCCAAGCGGCAGAUCUUCGCGAGGAUCGUCGGCGGGCUCGGCGGCCGUGCCGCGGAGGAGGUGAUCUUCGGCGAGCCGGAGGUGACGACGGGCGCGGCGGGGGACCUGCAGCAGGUGACGCAGGUGGCGCGGCAGAUGGUGACCACGUUCGGCAUGUCGGAGAUCGGGCCGUGGGCGCUGACGGAACAGGCGGCGCAGAGCGGGGACGUGGUGCUGCGUAUGCUGGCCAGGAACUCCAUGUCGGAGAAGCUCGCCGCCGACAUCGACAGGACGGUGAAGGCCAUCGUUGACGAGGCGUACGAGGUCGCCAAGGCGCACGUGAGGAGGACGCGGCCCGCCAUCGACCAGCUGGUCGACGUGCUCAUGGAGAAGGAGACGCUCACCGGCGAUGAGUUCAGGGCGAUCCUGUCGGGGUACGUCGACAUCGGCAGAGAGCAGAGGGACACGGCCGCGAGGACAGACAUGGUCACUGCUUGA
Messenger RNA from Triticum turgidum subsp. durum (durum wheat), 2055 nucleotides. The record is from the annotation of a GenBank genome assembly. NCBI's taxonomy places the organism in Eukaryota, Viridiplantae, Streptophyta, Magnoliopsida, Poales, Poaceae.